UGUAAACAAGUAAACAAUACUUAUUAUACUCUUUGCAAGUAAACAACAGAAACAGACACAGAGUGCUCAUGCUUCUGCAUGUUUUUAGUACUUUACUUUGUCUAACUUAAAAUCUGAAAUUUUAGAAAGCUAAACAAAACAAAGCAAAGGAAGAUGAUGUCAAAGAAGAAAAGAAAGAUCCAACAAAUUGCAGAGCCAGACAAUAAGCAGGAUGAGCCAGAAAUGCAGAACUCUGUGCAGCUUAUGAGUGGUGUAAAGAGACAGCAUUACACCAACCGGAAUUUGCCCAAGCGGUCGAUGACGGCGUCACUCUGGUUCUUCAAUGCCGAGAAGCCAAAAGUGGAGGCUGAGCAUCCCGAGCACAGCUUCGCCGACGUAGUCAAGGAGCUCAACCGGCGCUGGGCUGCCGCAGACCCAGAAACCAAACUUAAAUAUGAGUCCAUUGCUGAGCAGGACAAAGAGAGAUAUGAUAGGGAGAUGGCAGCCUACAAGGCAGAUCCACUUGCGCUUGACAAACAACAACAUGAAGCAAACACAGGCGAAGAGCUUGUUAAGGUUGAGAAGAAAAAGAAGUCAAAGAAGAAACAGAAGAGGGGCCACAGAAUGGCAGAGCAGGACAAUAAGCAGUUCGAGUCAGAGAUGCAGAACUGUAUGCAGUCCAAAAAUAUCAUUAUGACUGAUGUAAAAAGACGGCAUUACGUUGAUCCGAAUAUGCCCAAGCGGCCUCUAUCGGCGUCAUUCUGGUUCUGCAAUGACGAGAGGCCGAAAUUGGAAGCUGAGCACCCCGAGCGCAGCUUGGUCGACAUACUCAGGGAGGUCAGCAGACGCUGGGCUGCCGCAGACCCAGAAACCAAGCUCAAGUAUGAGACCCUUGGUGCGCAGGAUCAAGAGAGAUAUGAUAGGGAGAUGGCAGCCUACAAGACAGAUCCACUUGCGCUUGACCAAAAACACGAAGCAAACACAGGCGAAGAGCUUGUUAAGGUUGAAGUAGAUGAAUAGUAUAUAAUAUAGAUAAAUAAAUUACUUAUCACCAACGCAUCACAAAUAUCGCUCUCUUUUGUAAAUAAAAAUCAAAUUUUAAUUAGAAUCUUUUUUCUCUUUUCUUAUCGCAACGAAAGAGAGAGACAGAGCGAUUUUUCUAGCCAGUCAAUUCGCUACCUAAUAGAAUUAACAUCAAAUCAAUGACAAUCACAUUUUUCGUAUUCCGUAAAGCCCAUUGUUAACAAAAACAACAAUGUCAACUGUGAAAUGUCAUCUACCUACUCUAUGAUAUCAACUAAUGGUUUAUUUAAUUUAUUUAUUUAUUUAAUACACUUUAUUUGUACACCACAAAAAUAAAAGAAAACAAGCAAAACAGAAACACAAGAAAAAGUAGAAUACAAAAGGCGGCCUUAUCGCUUAGUAGCGAUGGUUGUCAGUAUGCACUAGAUAACAUUGUUACCAAUCUCAAUUUUUAUCAGUUAAAUAGUAAAUAUGAAAUCACGUGACAUAAGAAUUACUAACAAAUACCUAGUUGGUAAAUUUCGUAUAUGUCCACUAACAAAUGUCAAAUUUAGUGAAUUUGCUUGCAGAUCAUCGCUAUUGGUUUACAAUAUUAUGUUAUUUUGUCUUCAGGCCUACAGACGUUAAUGAUAAUGACCAGGACUAUCGGCUUAACGCGCUUUUCGAGGCGGAUGCGGAUGUUUUUAAGACAGUUUGUGACAUUCGUUAGUCGUUAUCAACUCAUAUUCCGCUCAUUGCUGAGCUCGAGUCCCCUCUCAGAAUGAGAGGUUUUAGACCAAAUAGUCCACCACGCCGGCCCAUUGCGGAUUGGCAGACUUCAGAUACGCAGAGAAAUAACAAAAUUCUCUGGUAUGCAGGUUUCCUCACGAUGUUUUCCUUUACAAAAAAAUUCAUACAGUUAUAGCUUCCUUUCAUUAAAUGUGACAUUUUUUAAUAUAUGAACAAUAAACAUAAACGCACAAAUAACAAAGAUUUAAAUUAAUUUAAAGUAAUUUUGUUUGAACGCUCAUACAAAUGUAACGAUCAUUACAUUACCUACGACGUCAUUAGUUCGUGCCAUUUUGUAUGGGGCGUUUUUCAGGGAUCCGCGGCAGCUACGCAAAUCUGACCCUUUAAAUCCCUAUAGCUCCGAAAGUAAUGAUCGCAGAUACCCUGUUUCUUUUACAAAAUUGCUUUACUAUUAGCAUACUCUUAAUUUAUAUACAAUUUAGAAAACUGCCAUCAUCCCUAUUGUUAUUGCUGAUAGAUAAUGAUUACCGAAUUAAGAUAAUUCUCUGGUAUGCAGGUUUCCUCACGAUGUUUUCCUUCACCGAUUGAGACACGUGAUGUUUAAUUUCUUAAUAUGCACACAAUUGAAAAGUUGGUGGUGCGUGCCCCGGACCGGAUUCGAACCCAUACUCUCUGGAAUCGUAGGCAGAGGUCAUAUCCACUGUGCUAUCACGGUUUGUGAAUGACGGUGCGAAUUAAAAGCAUGUAAGUUGACCUAAUAUACGAAAUUGAGAUUCUAUGUAACAAAUGUCAUCCGAUGUCUACUGACAACCCUUCGUGAUAUCCUAAAGUAGGUAGAUGACGUUAAUUUGUCAGUUGAUGUGAUGUUUAUUUUAAUAGGUUGUAAAAUAAAAAGAGAUAUUUUUAUUAUUUUUAUCGUAAAAUUGUACAUAUUUUAUAAAAAAUAGUUACCUAGUAUAUAUAAAUUAUAUUUCUAUGUUUAAUAGUUGAGAUUUUUAUGGUUAUAUUUUCAUUUACUUUUACCUUAUACUGCUAUAUCUAUAACUAAGCCAUGUCGUCUACUGCUAUUAUUAUUAUUAUACAUGUCGUCAAUUUGUGUUUGAGCUAGAGAAAGGGCCUCCUUUCCUUGUGCCUGUCUUCUAUAUGUGAUAUGUACGGAACAAUAAAGUAAAUCUUUUGAAAUA
Bicyclus anynana (squinting bush brown) is the source of this 2915-nucleotide messenger RNA. Its product is annotated as high mobility group protein DSP1. Gene Ontology annotation, biological process: regulation of transcription by RNA polymerase II. Gene Ontology annotation, molecular function: DNA binding, bending. The transcript is spliced from 7 exons. Bases 154 to 999 code for a protein of 281 amino acids. The record is from RefSeq and is a predicted model, not a curated record. Lineage: Eukaryota; Metazoa; Arthropoda; Insecta; Lepidoptera; Nymphalidae.